GAUCCUGAAGAGCUUCGUUUGCAUUUUCUCUGUUUCCUAUCCUCGCAAAGUAGGCCUGUGCGAUUCUACGCCCACUCAUUUCAAUUUUCAUCCAUACGAAAGUUAAACAAUUAUCCCGUAUCCGAAACAUACCAAGGGACCGUCAGCCGCUUCGGCUACCACGUUAAACCAUGGCACAACACCCAGACAUGAACAAAUCGUGCAACAAGAAACUCCCCCAAUCCAAAGCGGCCAGCCUAACCAUUCGCCCGGCCCCAUUCAAACCAACCCUCCUCUCGAUUCCCCCAUCCCCGUUCUCCCCUCGCAUCCCAAUCACGCCCGAGUUCCCCUCCCUCAACCAGAAAGCGAUAACCAAAGCCGCCGCGUCAACUACCACCCUCUCAACCCCCCCUCCUCCCUCCCCACUCCAAUGGCUUUGGCAAUGCCACAAAUGCUCCCGCACUUACCAACUCGGCGUGACCCGCCGCUGCCUCGACGACGGGCACUUCUUCUGCGCCGGCACCACGACCAUCAAGUCGUGGCGCAAAUCCGUCAACCCACGCCGCGUGCGCACCCACCGCGCCUGCGCCAGCGAGUUCGACUACCAGGGCUGGAAGACGUGGGGCCAGUGGUGGCGCGGCGGCGGCGGCGGCGGCGACGAAGACGUGCGCAUGGUCGACGCCGCGACCUCUUCAGACGCGUACUCGUUCUCCUCGUCGUCCUCAGACACGGAGAGCGAGCCAGACGCCAAGCCGGCGAAGAGCUGCUGGGACCGGUGCGACUACCCCAGCGAGUGCAGAUGGGGCAAGCAGUUCGGCGUCCACACGCCGGCGAAGACGGAGUCGGUCGGCAUCCCGCUCUGCCCGCCGCCGCCGCCGCCGCCGCCACCCCCGGAGCCAACGCUCGAGAUGCAGCUGGAGGGCUUGAGCGAUGAGGGGGUGAAGAAGGGCGGGAAGUCUGAUUUCUGGGGUGCGCUGCUGGCGAGCACGACGAGGCGGAAGACGGCGGGGUCGUCGUCGCCGCUUGCGCAGGUGCUAGAGGAGCCGGAGAGGGAGAGGGAGGGGCCGAAGACGGUGACGCCGCCGAGUCCGGCGCUGCUGGCGGGUGGGAGUGGGUCCGCGGCGAGUGCGCUGGGUCAGAGUCUUACGGCGAUGGCGCCGGUGACGUUGAUGGACAUUAUUACGAAGAAGGCGAAGAAGGGGAAGGGGAAGGGGUUGAAGGCGCCGGAGCCGGUUGUUGUAGCUGGUGGUUCUGGGGCUGAGCGUGAGGGCAAUAGGGUUGCGUUUGCUGAGAGUAAUUCUACUGCGGUGCCGGUAGGUUCGGUUGAGAGAGUCAAGGGGAGUGAUAGUGGGUAUUUUAGUCAUGGCGAGGACACGGCUGGGAAGUAAAUAGGGAUGUGAAAGGAGUAUUUCGGAUGCUGCUGGAAUCGAGCUGGUCUUUGGAUUCUAAGGUUGAGAUAUAGGACGAUAGUAGGAUAGUAUUAUGCGAUUGUAAAGUAGGUGUACGAUACACUUCAAUCCCUGGUUU
Messenger RNA from Mytilinidion resinicola, 1506 nucleotides. RefSeq lists its product as uncharacterized. The transcript has a single exon. Bases 171 to 1367 code for a protein of 398 amino acids. NCBI's taxonomy places the organism in Eukaryota, Fungi, Ascomycota, Dothideomycetes, Mytilinidiales, Mytilinidiaceae. The record is from RefSeq and is a predicted model, not a curated record.